Messenger RNA from Ahaetulla prasina, 1239 nucleotides. It is a transcript of the gene ANAPC11, whose product is annotated as anaphase promoting complex subunit 11. Gene Ontology annotation, biological process: positive regulation of mitotic metaphase/anaphase transition; protein ubiquitination; anaphase-promoting complex-dependent catabolic process. The transcript has 3 exons. Gene Ontology annotation, molecular function: cullin family protein binding; ubiquitin protein ligase activity; zinc ion binding. The coding region runs from base 549 to 803 and encodes 84 amino acids. The record is from RefSeq and is a predicted model, not a curated record. Lineage: Eukaryota; Metazoa; Chordata; Lepidosauria; Squamata; Colubridae. Gene Ontology annotation, cellular component: nucleus; anaphase-promoting complex.
GGCUAUUUGGGGUCAGGUGGGUGUGGGAGGAAGAAAGGCAGACGGCGUUCGCAGCGGCCUCUCAAUUACUAUCACCCUAGUCAUGUCUUAGCCUUAUCGAUGGCAAUUUACAAGUUAAUUAGGUAAACCCCAGAAUGAGUGUGGUCGUGUGAACUCAGCUUAGCGUGUCGUGUUUCCGAUCCUUUUCUCUCAACCCGCCUGUCUUUUAGCCCCGCUGGCAGAACUGCAUUUUUUUUGUUUUGUUCAUCCGUUGCCUCCCUGCUUUUCCCACUGUCGUAAUAUAAAGCCUUAUAAAGAAAGACAAUGGGAUGGUAAUAAUAUCCAGUUUUGGAAUUGCCCAGAAUGUUUUCAUCUGACUAAAUAAUAGGAGAAAGCAAAGGCAAAAGUGAAUUCUGCCCCUUUCCCCGAAGGUGGGGUUUAAUUAAACAGUCUUAGUUGUAAAUUUGCAAUAUUAGAGCAAGUAAAGAAAAUAUGUGAUGGCGAAGCUAGUAAUUAAUGAGAAACCUGCCACGUUUUCCUGAGGAUACUAUUCUAGUAGUCCGAGUAAAAUGAAGGUGAAAAUCAAGAGCUGGCAUGGAGUUGCUUCCUGGCUAUGGGUUGCUAAUGAUGAGAACUGUGGCAUUUGUCGAAUGGCUUUUAAUGGAUGCUGCCCUGACUGUAAGGUGCCUGGAGAUGAUUGUCCUCUUGUGUGGGGACAGUGUUCACACUGUUUCCACAUGCACUGCAUACUGAAGUGGCUUAAUUCUCAACAAGUUCAACAGCACUGUCCAAUGUGCCGACAGGAAUGGAAGUUCAAAGAGUGACUCUGGCAAGAUUUCUCCCCCAGCUUCCUUUGGAUCUAGUAAUUUGCCAGAAUUACUAAUAUCAAUAUAGAAUCAAGGAGAAGAAAACUGUUAUUAUAUAUUACAGUAUUUUCUCAAUCCUAUAUACAGAUGUCCCAAUGUAUGGUACCACAGCAGGUGAGCUCUCAAAGUCUAUAAAUUGCGAGGAAAGUGAUGACUGUUGGUGUGAAGGCAACAAGUAAGCAAACCUCCAGUUUCAAUUUUAGUAGUUGAUUGAAAUGAAAUAGGAUUAUUUGUGUAAGAUAGGUGUCUCAGUUGUAUUUUUAUUAAAUAAACUUUUUAUUUUUAUUGUUUUAAUAGCUGUUCUAAAAUGUGUACUUUCAACCAAAUCUCACUUUGUAAUGUGUAUUACUGAUGCCUUGCUUUAGUACACAAAUAAAAAUUCUUGAUUUCUUGA